Histoplasma mississippiense is the source of this 1602-nucleotide messenger RNA. RefSeq lists its product with no specific name. Lineage: Eukaryota; Fungi; Ascomycota; Eurotiomycetes; Onygenales; Ajellomycetaceae. Bases 1 to 1602 code for a protein of 533 amino acids. The record is from RefSeq and is a predicted model, not a curated record. The transcript is spliced from 3 exons.
AUGGGCACAAAGCUCCUGCGCUCCCGCACCUCCCGAGCCUCAGCCCGCUGUGACACACAGCAAGGCGCGAUACAGAGAUUUGGAAAGUCGAGAAAGGCAGGGACAGGUGCAGGGCUAUCGGAUGCCAAAGACGUCGUUUCCUCGAAGAAACGUAAAAUAGGCGAUAGCCAGGUCGAGAUUAGCAGCAGGAAUGAGCACGAGAACUCACUUGACGACGAACCCAUUGCAAGAGCGCCUAAAGUAGCAAGGCUGAGAAAUUCCUCUACCUUAUUGCCUACACCCCAUUCUUCCUCUUCCUCAUGCAUUACGACAGGGUCGACAUCUCCCUUAACGCCAACGAGGCGUUUUCGAUCCCCCAGCCCAUCUCCAUCCACAACCGAUAACCGCAGAUUUCAGCAACCAACCCUAUCCAAUACCAACAUCAAUCCUGAUGAAAUAUUAGAUAAUGAUGAUGACAACUGGCCCCAAUCCUUCUACGAUCUUACAAACCUACAUUCUUCCUUUCUUACCGCUUUAUCGCUAAACUAUGCUCAUAAUGGCCGAAACACAUCUACGGACCUCAACCAACUACUACCAUGCAUAGAGAAGAUAUGGAAAAAGCGCAAGGUCGAGAGGAAAGACCUACAAAGACUGUUGUAUAUAUUAGAAAGCGAUCUGGAAAUAUCGGACAGAGAGAAAGGCUCAAACACUGAUUCGGGGCCCCCAUUUAACGAAACUGAGUUAAAUGAUCUAUUCACUCGCAAUCUCGGACGCAUCUGGCGGAAGAACCUAAAGGAUUCUGAUCAGAAAGAAUUAAACGUCGAUUUCCCACACACCAUCCCACUGGCUCCCAUCCACGAUUCAUCCACUAUCUUUAACUCGCUAAGCAUUGGACAACAACGUCUUCUCGAUUUCCAAAGAGGAGUAUUGGGGGUGAAAGCAGCGGUCGAUAAUCCCGAAAGUCGCAAAUGUGGUGAAAGAGCAGCAUCUUACGCAAGAAGCUCGUGUGGUGCAGGUACCACAGGACGACGGAACGGGCUCCUUCAAAGAAUCCAGAACAAACAACUCAAGCAAACGACGCUGGCUCCCCCGCUGUCAAAGGAAGCCAUACUACGCCGCUCAGCCGUCGAUUUGGUUGAAGAAGUUGUUGGCGUAUUGAUUUUACUGAGGCCGUCAUGUUCGAUUUCGUCUUCUUCUUUAUUGAGUGGGGGACGUGGGUCUUUAUCUUCCGCCGCGACCGUCACACCAUCACAUAAAAAGCCAUAUAGUUGGAACACCAUCAUUCAAAAUAUUCGGGACUCCUUGAGAUGCCCGAUAUCAAACCAGGAGGUGGAGGCGUGUUUGGAUCUCCUCGUACGGCCAUCGGUUGCCGGGGAGUGGAUCAGUAUUGUUACCGUGAAUAGAAUCAAGUCUGUCGUGUUGAGGUCUGGGUGUGAUAUUUCACCACAGGAGAUCGGGACAGUACAUGGCGGUCAUUAUAAACAACAACCUUCACGCGCGCAUUACAGAAUCCGCAAGGCGCGAAUCAUCCAAAUUUCUCGCAAGCGAUCUUUUAGACGUUCCAAAACCAAAUUCUUCCCCGCCUUCGACUCUGUACUCGUCUUAAGCUACAGCGAGGAAUAA